Molecule: messenger RNA, 5802 nt
Organism: Dromaius novaehollandiae (emu)
Lineage: Eukaryota; Metazoa; Chordata; Aves; Casuariiformes; Dromaiidae
Gene: PRR35
Product: proline rich 35
Exons: 3
Coding region: 313-2865 (850 amino acids)
Source: RefSeq, a predicted model, not a curated record
UUUUCUACAAACAGCCCUGUAAAUGCUCAGAAGCAGCUUUUGAAGUCGCUCGCCCCCCCACAUUGAUGGGGCUUUGGGACACUGUGUCCCAGCUGGCGAAGAUACCCUUAUCCCACUCUUUCACAGCCUAUCUGCAGUUUCCAGGCCCUGGAUCAGAGCAGGGCCCCAGCUGAGACACUAAAGACCAAGGUGGGAACGGAGCCGAGCUGGUGCACAGUGAUUCCUGGUGAGGUUGCAACAUUCACCUCUGGAGCCGAGCACACAACAUUCCCCUUCAAUCCCACUGAGAGCAAUCUCCAGCCACCCACCACCAUGUCCAAGGAUGAUGUGGGCUGCAAGCUGACCUCAGCAUACAAGCACAAGGAGAGGAAGCCAAAAAAGCCCCACUACAUCCCAAGGCCAUGGGGAAAGCCAUACAACUACAAAUGUUUCCAGUGUCCCUUCACCUGCAUGGAGAAGUCCCACCUCUACAACCACAUGAAAUACAGCCUGUGCAAGAAUUCACUCUCUCUCCUCAUUGAGUCAGACUGGCCCUACAAGAAGGGGAAUCUGCUUCACCCUGAGCUGCGCCUCCUGCACACAACAGAGGCCUCAUGCCUCCGUGGAAGGCGGGAUGAGCAGGAGACCUGCGACUCAUCAGCUGUGUCAGGAGCAUCAGUGAGCACCAAGCAAGCCUCCAGCAGAGACAGCCCUGAGGACAAGCCAACACCAGGGGUUGAGAUCCUGCCUGCUGAAGGGGCUGGUGAAGAAAGCAGCCAGUUCCAAGAGGAGGAGGAGGAUGUUGCUGGCCUGUUGAGGGAGAUGGAUGCAGGGGAGAAGGAGGAGAAAACUGAAGAGGCAGUUUGCCAUGGUGACCCAGCUGAACCAGAAGUGAACACUUUGGUCUUCGGUUUCAAGAACAAGAGAGACAAGCCUUGCAAAGAGGUGGAGCCUGACUUCAUCAUCACGGAUGUCUUCUCCCUCAAGAACCAUGUCAUGAAGAGCAGGGAAAUGACUUCACCAGACCUAGAAGCCAAGCCAAAGCAUUGCAAAGUGCCAAAGAAAUGCCUGGCCAGCAGUGGGAUCCUCAUGGAGCAGUGGAAGCUGGUGACAAAUGGGCAAAGAAGGAACACCCCCGAGGUCUCUCCACCUUGUACUGAAGGCAACAUCAUCCCUUGCUACCCCCCUCCAGCCUACAGUGACUACCAUGAACCUCAGGGCCUCAACCUCUCACUGCUGGGUAUUAACUAUCCAUUGAACCCCAAUUUCUUCUCCUACCUAAGCCCCACCAUGGCCAACAGUGCUACAGCUCACCCCCACUUGGCUCAGCUGCCCUUUCUGGCCUCCACAGCCCAGCUGAUGCACCCACAUGCCUCCCACUUCCAGCCCCUCCAGAGCCCUGAGCGCUCAGCUUUCCUCCCCCGCUUCUACUACCCCUUGCUCUUCGAGCAUACCUUUGGCACCACCGAAAACAAGAUGUCCACCAGCAAGCCAGAGGCCCAGCAGCCAGUAGGCUCUGUCAUGCCCACGCCUACCCAAGCCAAAACCUCCAGUGAACCAACAAAACCAGGGCUGCUGAAGGUACCUGUUCUGAAAACAAGCUUUCCUUGGUCAAAAGGUGUGCGAGAGGAGCCAGCCUCUGAACUCAGCCACAAUGCCAUGCUGGGGCAGGGAGGAGAGGAGAAAUGGCUGUCCCAAGAGAAGGAAAGCAUCCCAGCUUUAGGUCUCAACAACCUACGCAAAAUGCCAGCUACUGACAUCUACCAAAAUCUGAUGGGGAUCAAAGAUGGCACUUUUCCCCCCAGCAGCAUCCAGAAGGCUGAGUUACCAAUGGUGACCUGUCUGGAGACCACCAGCCCUCCAGGCAACUCCCUGAAGAGAAAGUUGCCUGCCAAUGGACUGGAUUUGCUGGGAUCGGAAACACUGAUCCCUGGAAAACUCAGCUACCAGACCAGUGGUUCAAGGGCCAACCCCAGCCACCUCCACCAGGCCCUGGACCAUUGGCACAUGGAUGUCCUUGCAGGCCAGCCUGAGGAGGCAGAGAAGACCAAUGGCUCUGAAGUUCUGCCCACUGCAGGUGCUGCCUCUGACCAUGGCCUCUGUAAGAAGAGCAGAGCACAAGAGACUUCUGCCACCACAAUGGACCCUGAGCCCACGACCAUGCUUACUGGGGACCUGUCCAAAACUUUAGAGGAGUACCAAGAGGUGGAGAAGAAACUGUCUGACUUGGCAAAGGAGGACACCCCUGGGCAAAAAGAGCUGAGGGAGCAGCUGGUCAAAAUCCGAAGGGAGCUCUAUCAUAUCCACCAAGCACUGGAGAAAUCCACCAAACCCCAUGAGGGGCCCUUGGACCUCUCGGUAAAGAGAUCCUCUGAAAGCGUGGAGAAGGUCCAACAGGCCAAGAAAGAACCCUGCAAUAUAAGCCUAGGAAGUGAGAAGAUCCACAGCAAAGAUCAAGAGGUCCUCAACAAAUAUACAGAAACUGGAGAAGCUGGAGAAGGGGAAGGGCUGGCAAACUGUCUCCUCGAGGCCGAAAACAAAACCAUCGACCUUCUGAUCAAGAUGAGCCGGUCAGAGAGCCUCCGGGCAUCUUCCUCUGAGGCCCAUCUAGGAACUGUGAUCAAAGCUGAAGUUUUGCCUCUCAACAUGCCGCUGGAGCUCCGGCACGUGAUGGAGCCUUAUUACAGCCGUACCACCAAGUGCGAGGCAGACUCCAGUGUCCUGCUCUGCUCAGAUGGCAGAUCCAACACCACCCAGGGCCCUCAGCUCCCAGCCACCGAGGAUGGGCCCCUAAGGUGCCGGGCCAUGCAGUGUUCGCUGUCCUGCAGCCUUCCCGGUGAGACAGACACAGUGUGUAUCCACAGCCCUUUGCAUGCAGACCCGUAAGUCCACCAUACUCAAAAGCUCCUGGAUGUCACUAAUCAUCUCAUGCACAACCUUCCCAGUCUAUGCCCCCCUUCCCCACAGAUGAAAGCUUAACCACUGUAUGAAUCUGAGGCCACGUCACACUGUGCUCCACCUAACUUCUUGUGACUGACUCCACGUGUAAGAAACCAGUUCCCCUCUUGCGUCUUUCUUCACUGCCAAGAACAGCACUCCUGGUUUGUGCAUACUCAACAAGCUCAGCUCACUGAAGUCACUGGAAGGCAAGUAAAGAAAACUGUUAAAAGCACAAAGCUUUCAGCAGAAGGCUCAGCCAACACCCCCCCCCCCUCCCCCAGCAGCAUCUUCUCAUUGGAGACACUCAGGGACUUUUGCAACCCAGCUCCCAUGACUUGCAGACAGAGGAGAAACCGCAAACGGAGUAUCUGAAAGGCCAAGGCCUGUAUCCAGCUAUGGUGGUGCUCAUACAGACUGUGGCUGUCAGCUUGUACAGAGCAAAGCCAGAGACCCUGUGACAGCUUCAGGGUCACAGCAGAGGACUGGUUGCCCCUAUGGACUGACUCAGAGGCCAAGCAGUUUCCACACUGUGGAGACAGGAGCAUCCUCCCAGCCAUACAGACAAGAUUACAUGGGAGCCUCCUUGCCUCAGAUCACAGCUCCACACCUGGGUGCUGAGCCUCCCUGGAAAAGGGGCCUGCCACAUGUGGAGACUGCUGGGCUGUGGGGACAUGUUCUUGCCCACUGUUCUAGUGUCCAGCUAUUUCUUUUGCCUUUACACAGAAACAAUCUUCCCUCCCUCUGCCCCCACAGACUCUCCCCAUGCACGUUCCUCGUGAACGCCUGUAUCCCUGCAGAAUGCCACUUCCUUGAGCUCCUGCAACUAGUCCUAAUCCUCCAGAUGAUGAUAAAAUGGGACAGCAAAAUAGGUGAAACAAUGCUGCAGCAAACGGCACUGUUUGAGGGGCAAAUAAACUAACAAUGACUGGAAAGGGACUUUGGGUUAUGAAGCUACCCGGCCUGUCCCAAGCUGGCCUACCUGGAAUAAUGCUGAACAGCCAUUCCUCAGCCAGAGAAGAUGGCAAAAUGAACAGCUGGGGAGCUAGCCACCCAGGGAAGUGCCUGCUGGCUUCCCUCUGUUGGGUGUGCAUUGGCCUUCCUGAAAGACCACCUUCUUCCCAUGCUUGCUGUGUGCUCUUGCCUCUGUUGGGCAGUCUGGUACCUACUGCUGGGCAGUUGCACCUCCCUGUAUCCUACCAUCUGGCUGAGCAUUAUCUGAUUUGACUCAGGAAGUCCCCAUGCUUGGGCCAGGAUUUCUUGGACUUCUUCCUGCUGUGGCAGGAAUAAUGUGCUCUCCUCAACACAGAAAAGCCAAGUACACUUUCCUAUCCUAUCUACACUCUCCAUUCAAGAGAUGGUGGGGUUUUCUGUUAGUGCCAAGGGCCUCCAUUGAUUCAGCCUGCUCAGCUUGUUCUUUGCACUGAGGAAAAAAAAAAGGGGGGGGGGGGAUAAAGAGGUCAAGAAACGAAGCCACAAAUAAGGAACCUAGACAGCAGAGCAAGGGAGCUUUAGACACUAGCUCUUCUCUGGGCACAAAGUGGACAUUGCUACUACAAGUGAAUGAAGAAGGCAGGCCCCUACCUGAGACCUGGGAAUCCCAGGUAGUUUGAUGGACCUGGGCAACAGGAAGAGUUAAAUCUUCUUGCCUGAUUGCUCUCUGGACAAAACUUCCACCUCAUCACAGAGGUUUAUUGCUUGCUCAAAAACUUUGUUCAGGGCACAUAGUCCUAUGGAGUUAUUGGUCUCUACUCUCUGGAGAAGCAAGUGCAGUGGUGGAAGAAGGGGGGGAGGUAUUCAAAAGGGGAGACACUCUGCUCAACACCAUGUCCCUUAGAAGGGUGUCAGGGAAGAAUUAGCUCCAGAGGCUCCUGAUAGGCCAUGGCCUGUUGCUUCUCAACAUGGCCCUUGUCCCACUAGGCUAUUGAAGCUAAUGAAACCCCACUAGCACAAGCCCCCAAGGUUGGGUGCAGAGUGCUCAGUCCUGGAGCCCAGAGGAGGUGAGGUUGGUCUUUUCUUUCUGAGUCUGAAGAGUGCUGUGGUCUUUGCAUGCUAUAACAUCAUCAGCACAGCAGCCUUCUCCAAACCAAGCACCUUGUUCACAUUAACCACUUCCAGCAGUUCAUCGGUCCUUCUCCAGCUUCUUCUAUCACCCUGUGCACCUCUGGCACAGGCACUUCCACACCAGCUUCCCUGUGCAUUUCUUCCCUCUUUACACCAGGACUCACUUUGCCCAAAGCAGAAUAGGGCACACAGAGACAACUAGGAAGCUGGAGCUCCGUUAUUCCUGUGACAUCCUUCCCUGUCCACCUCGCUUUUUCCUUCUCUGAGGAACAUCCAGACCCCUGGGUCCCUCCAUCCAUCCUAGUGUACAACCUCUUCCCACUUCCAAGCACCGCUUUGUUUUUCCUAGCAGACCCCUGGCUGAACUUGGGCACCUGGGAGGUGCUAGACACCAGAGAGGUAGUUGGACUCUGUAGUUGGACUUUAGCAGGAGAUCAGUGGACCUAAGCUUCAGGCUCAGAUCACCAGAUAAUACUGCCUUUCAUGCCUUUAUCUGAUGUAUUUCUUGAACACAGGUAGCCACUCCCUUCCCAGCCCCUCAAUUCAUCCUGCCCCCCCAAACUGGGAUGCAGCCACUGCUCACUAACGUCCAGGGAACUGAGGGCCUCUCCUGCGAGGUAGUGCCCAGGGAUGCAAGUGGAGCAGGUGCCAGCAGUCUUCACUAUGUUGCUUACAGAGGGCCAACGGAGAAAGUGAUGAGGGCGGGGGGGGGGGGGGGGCCGUCCAGUGGGAGGUAGAGGCCAAUCACAGUAUUUAUUGUUCACAGUUUUACGAAUGUACAAAACAAAACAAAACCAUUAAACAGAAGACUUCUGAACAGGA